Molecule: messenger RNA, 1554 nt
Organism: Lachancea fermentati
Lineage: Eukaryota; Fungi; Ascomycota; Saccharomycetes; Saccharomycetales; Saccharomycetaceae
Source: the annotation of a GenBank genome assembly
AUGUCGAUUGUAUCAUUUAAAGUUUCGGAUGAUAAUCCAGUUACUGAAAAGACUCUAGCAGCUCAGCUAGCUAAGCUCAAUGUAUCACUUCAUCCUGCCGAGGAAAGCGAAUUUCGGAGCUUUUUAGCGGCCGCUCAUGAAACCGCUAAAGCAGUGGAGGAAAUGGAUGACUACACGCCUCCAACAGACCUCGUGCGUUUCCCAAGGAAAAACUUACAAGCAAUUAUGGCGAAAGACAAACUUGGGGCCUGGGUGUAUAAAUUCAGUUUGCAGGACACGGAAGAGAAUAAUGGUCCACUAUCAGGUAUUUCCAUCUGUGUUAAGGACUGUAUUGGUAUUGCAAAAAUUCCUCAAAUAAUGGGUACUGACUGUUGGGAGCCUUGGACCCCGUCUACAGAUGCCACUGUGAUCACUCGUCUCCUUAAGGCGGGUGGUAAAAUCAUCGGAACUUCAAAUUGCGAACAGUUAUGUGCAUUUACAGGGAGUCACACUUCAUGCCUUGGAAACGUGCAUAAUCCGUACCUUCUUGGACAUUCCGCCGGGGGAAGUAGUUCUGGAUCUGCUGCGCUCGUUGCAUCUGGCCAAGCUGAGAUGGCAUUAGGUGCGGACCAAGGAGGAAGUAUCAGAAUUCCUGCAGCUAUGUGCGGCCUAGUUGGCUUGAAGCCCACUUUUGGCUUGGUACCUUACACCGGGAUAACCAGUAACGAGUAUACACUCGAUCAUGUGGGGCCAAUGACCAAAACUGUGGAAGACAAUGCCAAAAUGCUCCAAGUACUGGCUGGGAUAGACGGUUUCGAUGAUCGUCAGUGCGGGGUUCCUGAAGUACUUGAAUAUGAAUUUAAGGAACACCGAAAGCUAAAGAUUGGAAUCUUGAAAGAGUCAUUCGAGAAUCCCUUCUUAGAGAUUUCCAUGAAAAACAAAAUCUUGGCUGCCAUUGAGAGAUUCAAAGAACUUGGCUAUGAUAUAGUGGAAGUAUCCAUUCCGAUGCAUACACAAGCUCCACAACUCUGGUCAAUAAUCGAAAGAGUUUCGGGACUUCAUAGCCGACUGGGAAAAGCUAGUGGGAGACGCUUAUAUUCUGAUCCCGUGUUUUUCAAACAUACCCAUCCGUUGGGUGAUCAUUUCUUCUCCAAAGCGCCUGUGAAUGUUAGAAAUAGUAUUAUCAACGGCUUAUAUUUUGAGGAGAACUUUCCAGGGAUUUUUGCAAAGGCUACCAAUUUGGUGCUAAAAUUACGUGCAGAGUACGACAAUGCUCUUUGUAAGGUAGAUCUUCUAAUAGCCCCCACGACUCCUUUUGCUGCUCCAGUCCAUGGUCCUCGAGAGGGCUCUCCAAGGGAACAGGUUAGUAGUACCUUCGGAAUAAACACCAACACAUGCCCUUUUAACAUAUCCGGACAUCCCGCGUUGAAUUUGCCCAUAGGAUUUUUGCCGACGAAGGAUUCAUUAUGUAAGCUUCCAGUUGGCAUGCAGAUUAUUGGCAAAUACUUUGACGAAUCAACCAUAUACACAGCCGCAUAUGCUUGGGAACAGAAAUUUGAUUGGCAUUUGAAUUAG